UCCAUUGAUUUACUGCUCCUCUGUGAAUUCUUAUGUUAUUCCAUUUCUGGCUAUUGAUUAGCUUAUAUUUUAUCAUUGCUUUUAUUUGGAGGCCUCAUCUUAAGAUGUGCUGAGUUGACUUGUUUUUAUACUAAAUUUCGAUUCUCUUUUCUGGUUUUGUUCAAAUUUGCAAUCAUAUUUUGGGCUUCCGGAAAAUUUCCCAGCAGACUUAAAAUUAAGACACAAUCAUAAGAGGUAGCACCGUAGCAUUUAUUUAGGAUGAAUUUGGCAGCAUUUGUAUAAUGUAAGUCUAGAGUGGGCAACCGAAACUUGCAACAAACUUUUGAGAAAUUUGUAUUGUGAUCUUGCUUAGGUUUUGGUUUUUUCGGGUACAACAAAACGUUUUGUUUGGUAAGGUGUCGUUGGUCAAUCUUAAAAUCUAGUGGGCUCAAACGAACCACAAAAAUCACUAACUAAAACAUUCAAGCAGAACAAGAAGGAAUAGAGAAGGGGGGGAAUAAAAAUCUUGGACAAGAAUUUGCCUGGGAGUGAAGUCUAGAUCUGCAAAUCAGCUACUGAGAGUAAAUUUGUGGGUAGAUAUGGAGAUAAUACUUGGUGUGGUUUUUUUUUUUUGGAAGUCCAUCACUCACUCGUCCUUCUUUCCCUCCUUUCAUUUCCCAAGGUAGCACACGAUCAUGAACCCAAUUGGAGAAAGAAUGACAAAGAGAGAGACAUUGGAGAAUGAAGAGGAAAGUUUACUGAAGAAUGAGAAUAAUGGAACAGAUAAUGACCCCAAGGUUAACUACAGAGGGUGGAAGGUCAUGCCCUUCAUUAUAGGAAAUGAGAUUUUUGAGAAGCUAGGAGCCAUUGGCACCUUAUCCAAUCUCUUGGUCUAUCUCACUACGGUAUUCAACUUGGGAAACAUCACAGCUACAAAUAUUAUAAACAUCUUCAAUGGCAGCACCAACUUUGCCACAUUACUAGGAGCUUUUUCCUCUGAUGCCUAUUUUGGUCGCUACAAGACACUAGCAUUCUGCACAUUGGCUUCCUUUCUGGGUUUGCUUGUAAUACAACUGACAGCGGCAAUUGAGAAGUUGCAUCCACCUCACUGUGAAGAGAACGCCAUAUGCCAAGGGCCAACGGAGAAGCAAAUGACAUUUCUAAAGAUUGGUUUAGGAUUACUGAUGGUAGGAGCUGCAGGGAUCCGACCAUGUAACUUAGCAUUUGGAGCUGAUCAGUUUAAUCCUAAUACAGAUUCUGGGAAAAAGGGGAUCAAUAGCUUCUUCAAUUGGUACUUUUUCACUUUCACUAUUGCUCAGUUGGUAUCCUUAACAAUUAUUGUCUAUAUACAGUCAAAUGUAAGCUGGUCAGCAGGUUUGGGAAUUCCUGCAGCUUUGAUGCUCUUAUCUUCUGUAAUCUUCUUCAUGGGCUCCAAAAUGUAUGUGAAAGUUAAACCAAGUGGUAGUCCUGUAACUAGUAUAGUGCAAGUUAUAGUGGUUGCAACAAAGAAAAGGAGGCUAAAGCUUUCAGAAUAUCUAUAUCCUUCCCUCUUCAACUAUCUGGCUCCCAAGUCAACGAAUUCUAAACUUCCCUAUACAUAUCAAUUCAGGUUCCUUGACAAAGCAGCGAUCAUGACUCCACAAGAUCAAAUAAAUCCCAAUGGAUCUGCUACUGAUCCUUGGAAUCUUUGUAGUAUGCAGCAAGUGGAAGAGGUGAAAUGCUUGUUGAGGGUGUUACCCAUAUGGGUUUCAGCCAUUUUGUACCAUGUUGUUAUUGUCCAACAGCACACUAUUUUAGUGUUCCAAGCCCUUCUAUCCGACAGGCGUAUUGGGAGAAGCAAGUUCAUGAUCCCGGGAGCAUCCUAUUAUGUCUUCCUGAUGAUUAGCAUGACACUAUGGUUACCCAUAUAUGACCGAAAAGUUGUGCCUUUUCUUCAAAGGCUCACCCGAAAAGAGGGUGGUAUCACACUCCUCCAGAGGAUGGGAAUUGGCAUAUUCUUCUCUAUACUAAGCAUGCUAGUAUCUGCCGUGGUUGAAGAGCACCGGAGAACUCUGGCUCUUACUAAACCUCUAACUCUAGGAAUGGAAACGAGAAAAGGUGCAAUUUCAUCAAUGUCAGGUCUGUGGCUGAUUCCUCAGCUGGCAUUGGCUGGACUUGCUGAAGCAUUUAUGUCUGUUGCACAAGUUGAAUUUUACUACAAACAAUUUCCUGAGAACAUGAGAAGCAUUGCAGGUUCUCUUUACUACUGUGGCCAUGCAGGUUCAAGUUAUUUGAGUAGUAUGCUUAUUUCAGUUAUCCACCAAACCACUGCCAGAUCUGAAACUGGGAGUUGGUUGCCGGAGGAUCUUAACAAAGGGAGAUUGGAUAACUUCUAUCGCAUCAUUGCUGCUCUAGAAAUUAUGAAUUUAGGAUACUUUGUGUUGUGUGCAAAGUGGUAUAGGUACAAAGGGACGGACAACAGUACCAUUGAACUUGAUAAAGUGACAAAACAAUCUGAAAGAACUGCUAAUGGUGUUUAAUGAUUCCAUUCUAUAACUAUCGCGUAGAAAUAGGCUACAGCAAUCUUUCAUUCAUCCGUGGCCCAACAAUGAAAUCUGAUGUUCAUCAAGUGGAGCCACAACCAGCAUGAAGGUCAAAGUUAUAUAGAGUAUAGCAACAAAAACCCAGUCACUGACUUUGUGCUCUUUCAAUUAGAUAGUUCUUAGUAUCUAAUAUGUAGAUGUGUGAUGACAUACAUUAUUCUUACUUUAGUGAAGGGUACCUUUAUCCAAGACGUUUGUAUUAAAGCACUUAAUGUAAGAAAAAAGAAA
Gastrolobium bilobum is the source of this 2789-nucleotide messenger RNA. Its product is annotated as protein NRT1/ PTR FAMILY 2.11-like. Gene Ontology annotation, biological process: transmembrane transport. The coding region runs from base 675 to 2498 and encodes 607 amino acids. Gene Ontology annotation, cellular component: plasma membrane. NCBI's taxonomy places the organism in Eukaryota, Viridiplantae, Streptophyta, Magnoliopsida, Fabales, Fabaceae. The record is from RefSeq and is a predicted model, not a curated record. The transcript is spliced from 4 exons. Gene Ontology annotation, molecular function: transmembrane transporter activity.